AUGACACUGUGCUGCAAAAUGUUCGCUCAUCCCCCUCCCUUUGCUUUCGUGCCUGUUGCUCAUCUUGCUUUUGGAAAUGUCAAAAGCAAAGCAAGGGGAAUCGGGGCACCCGCUGCGAGACCUCGCCUGACCUUCCUCGCAUCCCUCCUCCUCCCUCUCCCAUCGCCUCUUUACAUCUCCUACCUGACGGUCAGCAUCGAGCCGCUGCCGCCCGUGGUGGUGGGAGAUGCCGUCACCCUGAAAUGCAACUUCAAGACAGAUGGGAAGAUGCGGGAGAUUGUCUGGUACCGGGUCACCGACGGUGGCACCAUCAAGCAGAAGAUCUUCACCUUCGAUGCCAUGUUCUCCACCAAUUUCCUCCCCGAGGUUCGCAUUUCAGACAACGGUCCCUACGAGUGUCACGUGGGGAUUUAUGACCGAGCCACGCGGGAGAAAGUGGUCCUGGCCUCCGGGAACAUAUUCCUCAAUGUGAUGGCUCCUCCGACGUCCAUCUCGGUGCUCGCUGCCGACACACCAGCACCCUUCAGCCGCUACCAGGCGCAGAACUUCACCCUGGUGUGUGUGGUCUCCGGUGGCAAGCCCGCCCCACUGGUGUACUUCAAGCGGGACGGGGAACCCAUUGAGGCCACCCCGCUGCCAGAGCUGCCGGCCAGUGCCGGGAGCUGGGCACCCCGUAACCUCCUUCACCGCGACCUGGAUGACACCAAGGUGCCGAAAUCGCUGGCGGCCGACGGGGAGAUGGGAGGCGGGCGACCCCUGGCCACGGCGGACCCCCCCCGGGGGCUGGCAGCCGAGCGGGGUCCUGUCACCGAAACUAUCCCCGAAACAGUGGUGAGCCGGGAGUUCCCGCGAUGGGUGCACGUGGCGGAGCCCAUCUACUAUUUCCGCCACACGCACGCGCCCGUCAGCGAUGGGACGGUGGAGGCGCGGGCCACCCUCACCUGGACCCUGAACCCGCAAAUCGACAACGAGGCGCUCUUCAGCUGCGAGGUGAAGCACCCGGCGCUCUCCAUGCCCAUGCAGUCCGAGGUGACGCUCGUUGCUCCCAAGGGCCCGAAGAUCACGAUGACACCGACAAGAGCCCGUGUUGGAGAUACCGUGCGGAUCUUGGUGCAGGGCUUCCAGAAUGAAGUCUUCCCCGAGCCCCUCUUCACCUGGACCCGGGUGGGGAGCCGGCUCCUCGACGGCAGCGCUGAACAUGACGGAAAGGAGCUGGUGCUGGAGAGGGUGCCAGCCGAGCUCAACGGCUCCAUGUACCGCUGCACCGCCCAGAACCCCCUGGGCUCCACCGACACCCACACCCGGCUCAUCGUUUUCGAAAACCCAAAUAUUCCCAGAGGAACAGAGGACUCCAACGGUUCACUUACUGGCCGCUGUGGCUUCAGACUAGUUUUGGCACUCACCCUAACAGUGAUCCUGGAGCUAACGUGAAGCUUCGCCUGCCUCUUCCUCCUCCUCUUCCUCUGUACGGCUCCACCUGGCAUUUACACCUCUGUCAAUCGGUUCUCUCGCUCUCUCUUUUUUUUUUUUUUUCUAUACUAUUUACAGUCUCGGUCUCUUUCUGUCUGUGUCUUGGCUUCCUCAGACAAUUUAAUUAAAAGGAAAAAGAAAAAUCUCCCCGGUAGAAGGCUG
Messenger RNA from Nipponia nippon (crested ibis), 1632 nucleotides. Lineage: Eukaryota; Metazoa; Chordata; Aves; Pelecaniformes; Threskiornithidae. The record is from RefSeq and is a predicted model, not a curated record.